CCGGCGCCCUACUCCUUGAGCCACAGGCCCCGCCCAGUAAAAAUUCUUAAAAGGCCAUUUUUUUUUUUUUCUCAAAGCAACUGUUCCAUGUAUUUUCCCUGUAGUCUGGCUUCAUUACAGUUAUUGUGCGCCUAUUUUAUGCCUUUUACUGUGUUCUUUUGAAGAUGGGUCAAAUCUCAUCCAUUUUUAAAUAGUGAUGAAUGUACAAAAUUUUGGAGGUGUGUGGAGGGUGCGGUGCAGUUGACCCAAUCCUAUUUCAGAAGUAAUGCUUUAGUUGUUUGCCAAUGUUGCACUUGAGUUGUAUUUCAGCCAGAAUACUGAUUACGUUAAAAACAAACAGUUCUUGUUGCCAGAAUUAAAAAAAAAGGUCUAUAUUUGUGAAUGGUUACCUCAAGAAAAGUAAAUAUUUGACCAAAAUAGCAAAUCAAAUUUACUCAAGUUGAAUAUUUUAAGUGGCUUUUGGAUGACUUUACAUUGAUAUUUGUUUAGAGUAAUUUAAGUAAAUAGUAUUUGAUAGUUAGUGUAGGCUAACUUACCUCUCUUCAAAAUGCAGCCUUUUAUCGAAAUUGUGCUGAUAGGACUGGUAAGAUGGGGGAGGCAGUAAUGGUAGCCUCAAGGACUGUUAAUUACGAGGAUUAUUAAAAAACUUCAGUGUUAAAAUUUCACCUUGUCAAUAGUAAUUUGUUAUCAUUUCUAGGACCUAAGUGUGGGCUUCAGUUAAAUGUAUGACAACAGCCUGGAACAUAUUAUAUUGACCUUUAGAGGCCAUUAAUCUAAUGAAGUGAAAUUCUGAUGAAAAGAUUAGUUAUUCCAGAUGAGGUGAGAGGAAUCACUGCCUCUUAAUACUUAAUAGUUAGACUCAACAUGGUUAGAGAGGGGAUAUUGAACUCUCUGAAUACUGUCCCAGCAUCUCUGGAUAAAAAUCUGUAUUCUAGUCUGAGCUGUGGGAAGAAAGGAUUGUUGAUCUGUGGUUUUCCUGCUUGAAGGAUACAAUGUUUUCCAAACUAGCACAUUUGCAGAAGGUUGUUGUGCUUCCUCGUGGAGUUCAUUCUUCAGUGGCUUCUGCCACAUCUGUUGCAACUAAAAAAACAGUCCAAGGCCCUCCAUCCUCUGAGUACAUUUUUGAAAGGGAAUCUAAAUAUGGUGCUCAUAACUACCAUCCUUUACCUGUAGCCCUGGAGAGAGGAAAAGGUGUUUACCUAUGGGACGUAGAAGGCAGAAAAUAUUUUGACUUCCUGAGUUCUUAUAGUGCUGUUAACCAAGGGCAUUGUCAUCCAAAGAUUGUGAAUGCUCUAAAGAGUCAAGUGGAUAAAUUGACUUUAACAUCUAGGGCUUUCUAUAAUAAUGUACUUGGUGAAUAUGAGGAGUACAUUACUAAACUUUUCAACUAUCACAAAGUUCUUCCUAUGAAUACAGGAGUAGAGGCUGGAGAGACUGCCUGCAAACUAGCUCGGAGAUGGGGCUAUUCCGUGAAGGGAAUUCAGAAAUACAAAGCAAAGAUUGUUUUUGCAGCUGGAAACUUUUGGGGUAGGACUUUGUCUGCUAUCUCCAGUUCCACGGACCCAACCAGUUAUGAUGGUUUUGGACCAUUUAUGCCAGGAUUUGAAAUCAUUCCGUAUAACGAUCUGUCUGCAUUAGAGCGUGCUCUUCAAGACCCAAAUGUUGCUGCGUUUAUGGUUGAGCCAAUCCAGGGUGAAGCCGGAGUUGUUGUCCCAGAUCCAGGCUACCUAAUGGGAGUACGGGAACUCUGCACCAGGCACCAGGUUCUGUUUAUUGCUGAUGAAAUACAGACAGGAUUGGCCAGAACUGGUAGAUGGCUGGCUGUUGAUCAUGAAAACGUCAGACCUGAUAUAGUCCUUCUUGGAAAGGCCCUUUCUGGGGGCCUAUACCCUGUGUCUGCGGUGUUGUGUGAUGAUGAAAUAAUGCUGACCAUCAAACCAGGGGAACACGGGUCCACGUAUGGGGGCAACCCGCUGGGCUGCCGGGUGGCUAUUGCAGCCCUUGAGGUUUUGGAAGAAGAAAACCUUGCAGAAAAUGCAGACAAAAUGGGUACUAUCUUGAGAAACGAACUCAUGAAGCUACCCGCUGAUGUCGUCACUGCCGUAAGAGGAAAAGGAUUAUUAAAUGCUAUUGUUAUUAAAGAAACAAAAGAUUAUGAUGCUUGGAAGGUGUGUCUACGACUCCGAGAUAACGGACUUCUGGCCAAGCCAACCCAUGGUGACAUCAUCAGGUUUGCUCCGCCACUAGUGAUCAAGGAGGAUGAGAUUCGAGAAUCCAUUGAAAUCAUUAACAAGACCAUCUUGUCUUUCUGAGGGCUCCCGCUGGAGGGAGCCUGCUGGAAAUGUGGUCUAAAAGCUCUGCUUCUAAUGCAGGCACAUUUCACUCCUACAUGUCUUCAAAGACUUUUUUGAACUAUAUAUUUUUUUCAGUUGAUACAUAAUAGAAUGACAUUUAUGAGCCUGCAGUUUGCUGUAUAACAUAAAAGAAUGUAAUGGCAUCUAUAUUCAGUGUAAGGUUUCUAUGUGCAUGUAAUCUAUAUAUAGACAGCCAUUAAAACAAGUCCUUUGGUGUAAUUUAUAUACGUUUUUAUAAUUUCUUUGCUGAUAUAAAUAUUUCAUAUUUGAAAGUUAUCUUUGAGCUAUUACAUAAAGGGCUUGAUCAACCUUAUAAAGUUAAAUCAUUAUAUUUAUUUGAGUGUAAAAGUAUAGUUAGAAUGAACAAUACUUGAUAGCACAACAAGGUGACUGUAAUCAACAAUAAGUUGGGGCAUAAUUUAAAAUAACUAGAAGAGUGGAAUUGGAAUGUUCUUAACACAAAGGAAAACGUUAAAUGCCUGAGAUGAUGGACAUCCUAGUCACCCUGAUUUGAUUAAUACACAUGGUGUGCCUGUACCCUGUAAAGAUACGCAACAGUUACGUACCCCUAGUAGUUAAAAAUUAAAAAGUUGAAAUCACCGUAAUAAUCGGAUUUUAGGAAGUGUUAAUGGUUAAACGUGGAGGAAAUACUAGUCUUAAGUGAACUUCUAUUGGCUAACACCAGGUGUGCUCUACGGAUAGCAUUAUUUUGAAUUAAGGAUUAAUGUUUAACCUUUAUAAAUUAUAUUCUAAGUGCUAGAUUAUAAUUUGUAAAAAAAGUUUAUUUUUAAUGUUUCUCUAAAUUUAAAAUAAAGCUCAUAUUUUUAAUGCCUAAUUUUGUCAUCAGUGUCAACCUGAAAGGGAAGAUCUGAGGCACAAUUAAUGCGAGAGUUUGUGCCAAGGUUGAGAACCACAUCGCCGGUUACCUUGAAGAUGCUCCAGAGUAAAUGGAGAGACUCCAUUUUUUUUUUUUUUUGCUACCCUCGGGUAGAGGGUAGAGUGCUCAGUAGAGGGUAGGUUAGCUCCACUUUGCUACCUUCGGUAGAGUGCAAUGAUGUCAGAGCUCACAGCAACCUCAAACUUGUGGACUUAAGUAAUUCUCUUGCCUCAGCCACCCAAGUAGCUGGGAUUACAGGUGCCUGCCACAACGCCCAGCUAUUUUUAGAGAGGAGGUCUUGCUCUGGCUUAAGCUGGUCUCCAACCUGUGAGCUCUGGCAAUCCACCCGCCUCGGCCUCCCAGAGUGCUAGGAUUAUAGGGGUGAGCCACUGCACCUGCCGAGAGACUUCAUUUUUAAAGAAAAGUUGGACAUAUCAGAAGGGGCGAUUACAGAAGUUUUUCAUCGGGAAUUCUCAUUUGUUUGUAGAAACCACAUCACUUUAUGCCUCCUCAGAGUCACUCUCAUAGCAAGAGGCUUCAGAGGCAGUUAUUUAGCUCAAGGGGGAGUGCAUUCUGGUGCCUCUCUGGGCCUGAUAACUGAAAAGGGCUUAAAUUCUUCAGAUAAAAAGUUUCCUCUUUCCCCUCCCACAUCAGUGUGCUAUUACUCCAGUCUGAUGGGUUUCCUCACAUUUUUGAGCCCUGAAACUGUUCUGACUCUGCAUUAUUCCAUGUAUUUUCUAAGAGCAUUUCAGCUUGCUGUGUCAACGUCUAGAAAAAUUGAAAUUACAAAUAGAAAAUACAAGUCUCAAAAUAAUAGUCUUUUUUCCUGUGCAUAUACUCAUUUAUCAUUUUAUUACACUUAUCCCUUCUAUAUGUAUAUGGUGUUUUGCAGCUUCCCCCCCCCCUUUUAUUCAAAGAGAAUAUUUGGGGUGUUUUUCCAUGUUGGUGAUGUAUGUUUUUCAUUCUCAAAUGACUAGUACUUCAUCAUUUGUGGGAUAUAUUAUAAUUUCAUCUCAUCAGGGGACCAUUUGACUUGUUUCAGGGUUUUUCUGCUUCAAAUAAAGCUGUGCCUGCUUUAUAUUUUUGCAUAAUGGUGUGU
Molecule: messenger RNA, 4330 nt
Organism: Nycticebus coucang (slow loris)
Lineage: Eukaryota; Metazoa; Chordata; Mammalia; Primates; Lorisidae
Gene: OAT
Product: ornithine aminotransferase
Exons: 11
Coding region: 993-2312 (439 amino acids)
Cellular component (GO): cytoplasm
Molecular function (GO): pyridoxal phosphate binding; L-ornithine transaminase activity; identical protein binding
Source: RefSeq, a predicted model, not a curated record